This is a messenger RNA of Oryza brachyantha (malo sina), 822 nucleotides long. RefSeq lists its product as uncharacterized. The transcript has a single exon. NCBI's taxonomy places the organism in Eukaryota, Viridiplantae, Streptophyta, Magnoliopsida, Poales, Poaceae. The record is from RefSeq and is a predicted model, not a curated record. Bases 97 to 504 code for a protein of 135 amino acids.
UCGGCGGCGGCGGAGGCAAGAACGAGUCAUCUGUACUCUACUUCGCCGGAGUGAGGAGUAGCACUUACUGUCUUGUGUGCAACGGCGGCGGCGGCGAUGGAGAUCCACGGCGCGGCGAGCAGGCGGCAGCAGCACGACGGCGGCGGGGUGAAGGUGAAGUUCAUCGAGACGCAGUUCAUCAGCUCCGACGCCGCCAGCUUCAAGUCCGUCGUGCAGCAGCUCACGGGAAAUUCGGCGCCUGCGCUGCCGUCGCCGCCGCCGUUGGCCGUGCCGCGGCCGAACAGGCCGCGCGCUCGGGCCGCCACGGCGACGGCUUCGCCUUACCAGGCCGCCGGACACCUUUCCGUCGUCCCCGGCGGUCGAGAGCACCUGACGCCCGCGCCGGUCAAGCAGCAGGAGGCGGCGAGGCUGGAGGAUCUUCACGAGCUCUGCGACUUCGGCGACCUGCUCUACGCCGGCGGCGCGCGGCGCGUCGACGGCGCCGGUUACGGCUUCCCGUACUGAUCAUCGUGCGCGCACUUCUUGUAGAUUUGUUUGGUUAAUUUUUCGUUUUUGUUUUGGGCGCCAAUCCUGACGUGAUUGCCAGCCGCCGCCCUUUUCGUAUGCCAAUCGAUCAACGUCAAAAUUGCGUUUUGCAAUGUUAAUUUUGAUCGAUAAGUUAAACCUGAUGAUAUAUGGAUACGGCGAUGGAUUUGUACUCGUACGUACACAUAUAUAUGCGAUUACAGAAUUAAUCAUCUCAUAUAACUUGAUGACCAAGAAAUGGCACGUGUAAUCCGCUACUCAUAUGUGUGGUGCGAGAAAAAUUAUCUGAGGGAUUUG